Messenger RNA from Ceratosolen solmsi marchali, 1975 nucleotides. Its product is annotated as E3 ubiquitin-protein ligase RNF8-B. Bases 521 to 1966 code for a protein of 481 amino acids. Gene Ontology annotation, molecular function: protein binding; metal ion binding. The transcript has 4 exons. The record is from RefSeq and is a predicted model, not a curated record. NCBI's taxonomy places the organism in Eukaryota, Metazoa, Arthropoda, Insecta, Hymenoptera, Agaonidae.
AUAAUUUGAAUUAAAUGUGCUUGUAAAUUUAUUCUUCAUGCCCUUGGAGUUUACUUAUCACUGAUUUUAAUUACGAGCUUUACUAUUGGUUAUGUGCAUUGGGAACGUAGUGGAAAUAAAAAUCAUGGAUUAAUCAUGACGGCACUAGUACGUUCGGCAAUAACAAUAUAUUUAUAACCUUUCUUAGAAAUAUUACAAAACACACGCGCGCGACACGCAUAUGGACCUGUUUAAUGCGAUUAAUCAUUGAAAAUAUUCGUAAUUAGAAAACAGCUAAGUGCCUUAAUUCAUCAUUUGUUGGUGACGAUUUCCGUUAAUGACAAAAAUUCUUCACGCAUCUCGCUAUUGAUGCUCUCUUAAAUAAGCAUUAAAUGCAUGUAUAACUUUUAUAAAAAGUUGUAAGCUUAACAACAUUCUUAUAUAUUUAUAAUUAAUUGAAUGUUUAAUUUGAUGUGAGAUUUUCUGUGCUGUGAUAUAAAGAAAUUUUAAUUUACCAACUUCCAUCGCUUUGAAUUCAACGAUGAUAAUCAACCCACAGGAAUCAAAAAAACGUUCCAUUGAAGAAGAUUUCCAACCAGUGCUAGUACGAGUAUCCUCGACAAGUUCUAGUUAUAUUGAUAAUUACAUUCACAUCAACAAAAACCAAUUUAAAAUUGGUCGAAAACCUGACAAUGACAAAGUUUUACUCCAUGUCUUGAUAUCUCGGAAUCAUUGUAUACUCCAACAGGAUAAAAAUAAUGGUAACUGGUUGGUAACAAAUUUGAGUUCUACCGAUACAUUGCUGAAUGAAAAAUCUAUUGAACGUAAUAAGUCUGAAGUAAUUAAAGAAGGUGAUAUUUUACAAUUAAGUUUAUCAGAUAGUUUUAGAUAUAGAUUUACAUUAAAUAAAACGAAUCUUGAAUCCACAAAGUGCCGGCGAUUAGAAAGUAAUGAUUUUGAAUUGAAUACUGUUUUGCACAAGCGAAGAUUGUUUGUCGAGAGUCAAGAAAAUCAAAGGAAAAAUCUUGAAACACAGCUGUGUGCUAAACAAGAAGAACAAGAGCAAUUGAAACAAGAAUUACAAAGGUUAUUACAAGAUCAGAAAAUAACGAAAACUCACAACGAAGAGUUAAAUAGUGAAAUAAUACAGUUACAAAAAAAAAUUGAAUUAGGAAAUUCAAUAGAAUUAGAAUUGCAGGAAAAAUAUCGAAAUCUUUUGAGUAAAUUGGAGAAUGAACGUGUUAAGUAUGAACAAAAAUUAGAGGAAGAGAAACAAAAGUGGCAGAAGGCUUUGCAGGAAACAAAACAAGAAAAAGAAAAAUUAGAAAUGUCUAUGGUUGAGCAAAUGGAAGAAUGGAGAAAAGAAUUAGAAAGAGCAAAACAAGAGGAGUGGCAACAAAAAAUAGAAAAUUUGCUGCAAGAAGAAAAGAACGUUCAAAUAAAGCUACAAAAUGAGAAACAAUUACUAGAAGAGAAAUUAAUUGAAAUGGGAAAAACAUUAGAAGAAAGAGAACAAGCAAAACAGCGUAAUGAUAUAAAAGAUUGCGUUGCGGAGGAUGUGAAGAACAUAAAUACCGUUCAAAAAAUCGCAAUCGAAGUAAUUGAUCUAACGGCUGGAGUUGAUGAUACACAGCUAAACUUAGAUAAUUGUAAAAAUGAUGUAGUUCUUAAUAAAGUUAAUGACAUAAUGGAUGAACAAUUAACUUGUAGUAUAUGUUCCGAACUUUUUAUAACUGCCACAACACUGAAUUGUACACAUACAUUUUGUCGAUAUUGCAUCGACUCGUGGAUUAAGAGACGAAAAGAAUGUCCAAAUUGUCGAACGAUGAUAAUAUCAAUGACUCGUUCUUUGGUAGUGGAUAAUUUUAUUGAUAAAAUGCUUGAAACCUUGACUCCUGAACAAAUGCAAAAGAGGAAUCAACUAAUUGAACAGAGAACAAAAUUAUCCAGAGUAAAUGUUAAAAGGAAAGUAACGAGAACAAGAUAAAAUAAAAAG